This is a messenger RNA of Ascochyta rabiei, 1683 nucleotides long. RefSeq lists its product as uncharacterized. Gene Ontology annotation, molecular function: zinc ion binding; DNA-binding transcription factor activity, RNA polymerase II-specific; DNA binding. Gene Ontology annotation, biological process: DNA-templated transcription; regulation of DNA-templated transcription. NCBI's taxonomy places the organism in Eukaryota, Fungi, Ascomycota, Dothideomycetes, Pleosporales, Didymellaceae. Gene Ontology annotation, cellular component: nucleus. The transcript is spliced from 5 exons. The record is from RefSeq and is a predicted model, not a curated record. Bases 1 to 1683 code for a protein of 560 amino acids.
AUGUCCUCCGUCAAUUUAGAUUCAGAAACCCCACGCUCUCGUCAACAAUCCGGCGUAGCAUGCGACGAGUGCCGAAGACGAAAACUUCGUUGCGAUCGAGGUCAGCCUCAAUGUGGCGUGUGUCGGGAUUCCGACACAACAUGUGUCACAACAACGAUACGGCAACCUCGCGGUCCGAGAAAAGGUCAUCUACGCGCGUUACAGUCUCGAAUCAUCGCGCUCGAGCAACGCCUCAGCAGUGAGGGACUAGAAGAUACUGGCGAGGACGAGCUCAUACGAUUUCCUGAUGAAACAAAUACCUUUCCAGAUCAUUCUUUCCCAGAUCUCGUACCUGCAUACUCUCAGGAUAGCUUUGAGAAAGAGGGUUCCAACAGCAGCUCCUCAAAUGGUUUUGGCGUCGACAUUGUCUUCUCACAACCCGGCUCGACCAUGACUAUGCCUUUGACAGGAUUGUCGCCUAUCAGUUUUAUUAAUGAUCUGACGAGGUCGGAUCUGGAUCACCUCUACUUUGAUAGAUUUCACAGCUUUUUCCUCAUUCUCAACAAGCGACACUACUUCGCACGAGCCCGAAGAAUAUGCACCGAGAGCGACGUCGAUUCCUUCCACUGUCUUCAACAUGUUAUGUGGACGCUUGCCGUUUCUACCUCAAGCCAAUUCCAGCAUAUCCAAGACGAUCUAUACUCGCAAACAAGGCUCUUGAUUGAAAACCUGGAAACAAAGCAGCCUCAAUCUGACUGCAUUGAUCUUGAGCAAGUCCAGGCUUGGGGCUUGCUGUCUGUGUAUGAAUUUAUGCAUGUAGGUUAUCGACGGGCAUGGAUGAGCGCGGGGAAGUUUUUUCGCUACGUGAUACUUAUGAAGCUACAUAAUGUAGACGGGCUCGAUGGCAUUGCAGCAAAUCAACCCCAGACAUUAAACGUCACUGAGAUCGAAGAACGAAGGCGGACGUUCUGGAUGGCAUACACGAUCGAUCAAAUUACCAGUUUGCUAGACCGCUUACCAUUGACCUUCGAUCAGCACAUUAUCUUGACCCGCCUACCCUGUUCUGAGAAAGAAUUCCAGUCAGACGAGGUUGUGGUCACAGAGUUUUUGCGCAGUCUGCCUCUCCAAACCGAUAAUCAACCACCAUCUACAUUCACAGACUCAAUUCAACUGAUCGGUAUAUGUGGACAAUUAUUAUCGCAUCAACAGCAAGGUGCUGCUGAGCAUACGCAGGGUUUGAUGUCACUACCUCUGUGGGACAGACAGCAACAGCUUGAUGCAGGGCUCGAACAAGCCUUGAAGGGCAUGUCUCUCGAUGACCCAUACACGUUGAUCUUUCAGGGUCCGAUGGUCUAUUUCACAGUGCUAGCAGCACAAGCCUCUGCUCUAGUGUCAUUUACGUCCUGUCGCACAGCACCAUGGGCUAUGGAAGAUACCACUAAAGGUGCGGCUCAGCGUGAGAAAAGAGCAGUUGAGGCAGCGCAACAGAUGACCACACUUUCGAAGGCGCUGAUCGAGUUGAGCUAUUUCAAGAUUCACCCAUUCACGCCGGUUCUUCUCUAUCUUUGCGCGGAGUUCAUUAGCUCGAACCCUCACGUCGACUCGACUUUUGAGAUGCAGUUAGAACUACAGAACGUGCUGCAUACUUUAAGUCAUGUCAACCGUACUGCGAAAGAGUGCUUGGCUAGGCUUCACAUGGUUUGA